Molecule: messenger RNA, 1225 nt
Organism: Meleagris gallopavo (turkey)
Lineage: Eukaryota; Metazoa; Chordata; Aves; Galliformes; Phasianidae
Source: RefSeq, a predicted model, not a curated record
AUGGAGGAAAACAAUGCAAUCUGCAGAGGGGAUUGCGUUGAAUCCCUUCUACUCCAAACCCGAGCGGAGAACGAGGUUCUCACAGCGAAGUUGGGGACAGACGCGUUUAGGAGCUCGUUCUCAGAUCUCCGCCCCGGCCCCCACCGUGGCAGCGGUGGAUCUAGGCGGCUGAGGACGGCCUACACCAACACGCAGCUCUUGGAGCUGGAGAAAGAAUUCCACUUCAACAAGUACCUCUGCAGACCGCGCCGGGUCGAGAUCGCAGCGCUGCUGGAUCUGACCGAGAGGCAAGUGAAGGUCUGGUUCCAGAACCGCAGGAUGAAGCACAAGAGGCAGACCCAGUGCAAGGAGAACCAGAACGGCGAGGGGAAAUUUAAGGGUUUGGAAGACCCCGAGAAGGCGGCGGAGGACGACGAGGAGGAGAAAGCCCUCUUCGAGCAAGCCCUCGGCACCGUCUCGGGAGCGCUGCUGGAGCGGGAGGGGUACGCGUUUCAGCAGAAUGCGCUCUCGCAGCAGCAGGCGCAGAAUGCGCACAAUGGCGAAUCCCAAAGUUUCCCCGUUUCGCCUUUAACGAGCAAUGAGAAAAAUCUGAAACAUUUUCAACACCAGUCACCCACUGUUCAAAACUGCCUCUCAACAAUGGCCCAGAACUGCGCAGCUGGCCUCAACAAUGACAGUCCUGAGGCCCUCGAGGUCCCCUCUUUACAGGACUUCAACGUUUUCUCCACAGAUUCCUGCCUCCAGCUUUCAGACGCGGUUUCCCCCAGUUUGCCGGGCUCUCUGGACAGCCCCGUAGAUAUCUCCGCUGACAGCUUUGACUUUUUUACAGACACGCUCACCACGAUUGACUUGCAGCAUCUGAAUUACUGAGAAAUUAAAGACGUCCUCUCCCAGGGUCCUGCCUUCUCCUCCUCAUUCCUCCCCUUUAUUAUUAUUUUUUCCCAGUGAAUUAAUUUUAUUUCCUCCCCCUCCCCUUCCCCCCCCGGUCGGUACGUUCUGUUUGUCCCCUCCCUUCGCCGUGCCAUUUUACCGAUUCUGACCAAGUUUUAGUUGUCUUCAGUUUUAACCUAGCCACGUUCUAGGUCCUUCGACGAAAGCAAUAUAUGAGGUCUGUAAGAAAGUGAUCAUAUAGGGAUCGAAUCGUCACUUUCUUUUUAUUUUUGUAUUACAUUAGGAUGCGUUGUCAUAAGUAUUUUUGGUAGAAUAAAUUCUUGUUUGCUACAAG